UACUAAGUCGUAAACUAUAAAUAUUUACAAUGGCAUAUGAUAACGCUAAUUACUCAUUCCUCACGUUCACCAAUUACGUAAAUAAGAUAAAAAAAAGUCACCUGUUUAGCCGAGUGAUCGUUAAGCCGAUACAUAUGAAUAGGAAAAGAAGAAGUCGACUAAUUACGCAUUACGAUAUAAAAUGGACAUGAAGUUCAGCAACGUGGCGUCGGACACGCAAGAUUGGUCGGCUGCUCCAUGGCACGUAUUAUACAUGAUUAUGCAAGUCCGUCUGAAUAAACCUUUAAACAUGUUUCCUGUUCUAUUUCGAUAUAUAGAAUUCGCAGAAGGAAGGGUGUGUCACACUCGAUACUUGACGCAGCUAUGCCACAUUUCUCUGAAGUUUAUCGCAGCACAGUGUUUCCCCGUCUUUCUCUGCAGACCGGAUUGAGGCGGAUCUAACUUGAUUCAGUGACUAUAUUUCGGUGAGGAUGGAAAGCGAGAAGUAUUCGACGGCCGAUCGUAAGCUGAAGAUCUACUUGGCGUAUAGUGUCGUCCUUCUCGUUUUUUUCGCCUUCGCCGCGUUCAAGACGACAAAGGACAGGACGAUUGUGUCGAUAAUCGCGACCACCUUCGUCGCGUCCGUCUUCCUCGUGAUCUUCCUGCUCUGCGAUGUGACGCUACGCCUGUGCCAGACGCUGGUCUCAUUCACCACUGACGUGGGCCAGCAUUCUGAGGAGGGCUUCUGGUCAGUGGCGAAGUAUCACUUCUCUCUGAAUACCUUAUCGGCGACAAUCAUCAUCGUUGCCACAUUGCUGUUCCUGGGCUUGAGCAUCACCAUUCGCGGAUGCCCUUUGAGAUACGCCUGGGACUUUGGGCCCUACGUGUGCGUGCCACUGAUAAUAUUUUCCUUCUGCCUAAUCAGGAUGACCAACUUGGCUGAAUGGGAAACAGGAUUGCUGUCUGAUCUCAGUGCUAUGAAGGGUCUGGAUUAUGGCACGGGUAUGGCGUAUAAUUUCUACUAUGGCUAUCUGCAGCUUACUCUACCAUCCAGUGAAACCGGCAGGAAGGGCAUAAUCGAGAAAAUCGAAAACUUCGAGGACUAUCACAAUGUGACAUUUCCGAUACACAAGCUAUUUCUUUUAAUACCAUCUUCUGGAUACAUCCCACCAGACUUAAAGGAAGCUUCCUAUCAGUGGAUGGAAAAUAUACACGAGCUAGAGGAGGAGAAACGUAACCGGGCUGGGAAUAUAGGCAGGACGUAUCGCAACAAUGCCUACAAGAUACAUCCUGGAGGAAGAAACUCGGAUACAAGUUCCUUACAAAACACGUUACAAAGCAUCGCAUUGGCCAUUUUUAAAAGGAAGACAUUAGACACUAAUGUUUUACAAACAUUAGCACUUUUACAUUCACGGCCGUUCUUUAUAUGCAAAUAUACGUAUAACAUUGGACAAGAACAAGCGUCAAGAAUAAAAUGAUUCGUAUACAAUAUACAAUAUA
Molecule: messenger RNA, 1479 nt
Organism: Trachymyrmex septentrionalis
Lineage: Eukaryota; Metazoa; Arthropoda; Insecta; Hymenoptera; Formicidae
Gene: Sting
Product: stimulator of interferon genes protein
Exons: 2
Coding region: 471-1457 (328 amino acids)
Biological process (GO): innate immune response; reticulophagy; positive regulation of macroautophagy
Cellular component (GO): autophagosome; endoplasmic reticulum membrane
Molecular function (GO): cyclic-di-GMP binding; 2',3'-cyclic GMP-AMP binding
Source: RefSeq, a predicted model, not a curated record